UUUGACCUCGAACACGUGAUGAAAUUGUAUCCAGUGCUGUAUGAGGAAUCCAUGAACACAGUACUCAGGCAGGAACUGAUCAGGUUUAACAGGAGGUGACGAGUCAGGAGCACACCAUGAAGCAGCUGCCCGAAGACGGCGCCUACGUCAAGGGCCUCUUUCUGGAAGGAGCCCGGUGGGACAGGGAGACCAUGCAGAUCGGCGACUCCUUCCCCAAAAUCCUUUACGACGUCCUGCCCAUCAUUUGGCUGAAACCCGGAGAGAGCGCCAAGUUUUUGCACGAGCGGAUCUACUUGUGCCCCGUCUACAAAACCAGCGCCCGGAGAGGCACCUUGUCCACCACCGGACACUCCACCAACUACGUCCUCUCCAUCGAACUCCCUUCCGACCUUCCCCAGAAGCACUGGAUCAACCGGGGCGUGGCAGCCCUUUGCCAGUUAGACGACUGAACUGUACAUACAAAAACAGAUGUAUGUAUUCCCGCAGCUUCCCAUUAAAAGAUGUAAGUUUUGACCUUG
This is a messenger RNA of Thamnophis sirtalis, 518 nucleotides long. The record is from RefSeq and is a predicted model, not a curated record. NCBI's taxonomy places the organism in Eukaryota, Metazoa, Chordata, Lepidosauria, Squamata, Natricidae.